This is a messenger RNA of Lepisosteus oculatus (spotted gar), 3152 nucleotides long. It is a transcript of the gene abcg2a, whose product is annotated as ATP-binding cassette, sub-family G (WHITE), member 2a. The record is from RefSeq and is a predicted model, not a curated record. Gene Ontology annotation, cellular component: plasma membrane. Gene Ontology annotation, molecular function: riboflavin transmembrane transporter activity; ABC-type transporter activity; ATP binding. Gene Ontology annotation, biological process: transmembrane transport. NCBI's taxonomy places the organism in Eukaryota, Metazoa, Chordata, Actinopteri, Semionotiformes, Lepisosteidae.
UUUAUUGUAACGCCAUAAUUUAUCGUAAUUUCACAACAGUGCCUAAUUUUAAAAAAGCACAAUUCUUCUUCAAUCCAUGAACAUUUUUUUUUUACUUAAUCCUAAAUCCACUGAAGUGAAAUUUAAUGGAGCGCACGGAUGAAUGACAUGUGUGACUCGGAUAAGAGACACGAUACCCUUCUACCCACUUCGUAAUAGGUGGUAUAAAUGUGCAGACAACCAUAAACUAGAAUGCAAGCAAGUCUAACACCCAGAAGUGGUCUUUCCAAGGACAGCGAUAAGCAUUUAGGAGCGAGCACCAAGUUUCUUUUUCUUCUGAAGAAGGGGAGUAACCCAAGAAGAUGGCUGAUAGGAUUGAUCACUCCGCUGUCCGUGCAUCAGAUGGCGUCAGCACCAACGGAACCUGUGAAAUAAAGAUGUCCCCUCAAAACACAAAGUCCACUCGAGGAUCCACAGUGAGCUUCCACAACAUCCACUACAGGGUGAAAGUCAGGAGUGGACUCCUGUGUAAAAGGAAGACCACCACAAAGGAAAUCCUAACAGACUUGAAUGGGAUCAUGAGGCCGGGUCUGAAUGCUAUUCUUGGAGCUACUGGCAGUGGGAAGUCUUCGUUUCUGGAUGUGCUGGCGGCACGGAAGGACCCAUCGGGACUCUCUGGGGAGGUGCUCAUCGAUGGAGCCCCCCAGCCUCCCAACUUCAAAUGCAUUUCAGGCUACGUCGUUCAGGACGAUGUGGUCAUGGGGACUCUGACGGUGAGGGAGAACCUGCAGUUCUCCGCAGCUCUGCGCCUGCCGAGAUCAGUGAGCGAGACGGAGAAGGUGCGCAGGGUGGACCAGGUCAUCAAAGAGCUGGGCCUCACCAAAGUGGCAGAUUCAAAGGUUGGAACCCAGCUGAUCCGGGGAAUUUCUGGAGGAGAACGAAAGAGGACCAACAUUGGAAUGGAGCUCAUAAUUGACCCCUCUGUGCUGUUUCUAGACGAACCAACUACUGGGCUGGACGCUAGCACUGCUAAUUCUGUCCUGCUUCUGCUUAAAAGAAUGGCCAGCCAUGGGCGAACAAUCAUUUUGUCCAUCCAUCAGCCCAGGUACUCCAUCUACCGUCUGUUCGACAGCCUGACCCUGCUGGUCAGUGGCAAGCUGGUUUACCACGGGCCAGCGGAGGAUACUCUGGACUACUUCGAAAAAGCUGGGUAUGCAUGCGAGCCACACAACAACCCCGCAGACUUUUUCCUGGAUGUCAUCAAUGGAAACUCAAUUACAGCGGCGUUGACCAAGAUACGCAACUCUGAAGACUAUGAGAUUGAGGAUCAAACCACUACCAGGCAGGGUAUCGAAGACCGCUUGGUGGAGGAGUACCAGAGUUCUGCUUACUACAAAAACACCAAAGUCGACCUGGAAAAGAUCCUUCAAGGGAAGCAGCACAUCUUGCGGCCAACGUCCCGAAAGAUAACCUAUGCCACAUCGUUCUUUCACCAGCUGAAAUGGGUGUUGAAAAGAACAUUCAAGAACCUGAUGUUGAAUCCGCAGACCUCUGUGGCUCAGAUUGGUGUCACGAUUUUCCUGGCUCUAAUAGUGGGCGCUAUAUUCUUCGGAAUCAAAGACGAUCAAAGUGGGAUCCAGAACAGAACUGGAGCGCUGUUCUUCAUCGUUACAAACCAGUGUUUCAGCACUCUGUCUGCAGCCGAGCUCUUCAUUACAGAGAAGAAGCUUUUUGUGCAUGAAUACAUCAGUGGGUAUUACAGGAUUUCUGUGUACUUCCUGUCGAAGAUAAUGUCUGACAUCUUCACCCUCCGCACAGUUCCAGCCAUGGUCUUCACUUGUAUCGCCUACUUCAUGCUAGGCUUGAAGCAAACAGUGGCGGCCUUUUUCAUCUUCAUGCUGACCGUGACGCUGGUGGCCUACACGGCCACAGCCAUGACCCUGGCUAUGUCUGCUGGGCAGAGUGUGGUCGCCGUGGCCAACAUCUUCAUGACCAUCAGCUUUGUUUUCAUGAUGAUCUUCUCUGGUCUUCUUGUGAACCUGCCCAGCAUUAUGGACUGGCUAGCUUGGUUUAAAUACCUGAGCAUUCCUCGCUAUGGAAUGGCAGCUCUGCAAGUGAACGAAUUUGUUGGUCUAAAUUUCUGCAACGACACUCUUGUUGUACCUACCAAUCCUUCCAGAAUUGAUAUCAACUGUAGCUACCGUUUCCCAGGCUUUCAGUGUACAGGAGAAGAAUUCCUGGAAAAACAAGGCAUAGACUACAGCACCUGGGGUCUGUGGCAGAAUCACGUGGCUCUGGGGGUGAUGACCCUCAUCUUCCUCAGUAUAGCUUAUCUAAAACUGCGCUUUAUGAAGAAGUUCACCUAGACCGGACCAGCUCAUCGAAAGGAUCAGUACUGCACUUGCUGACUAAUGUUUCCACUAAACAGAAGAAUAUGACGAUUCACAAAAUCUGUAAGCUAGACGAUCACACUUCGGUAACAUUUCUGUUUCCUCGUGCUUUUACAUUUUACUGCACAAUUGCCAGUGACAUUCUAGGGGAAUAAAGCCAUUUCCUUUUUGUUCGAUGAACGAUUGUUAAAGUGUAAAAAUGAGCACAUUGUAAGAGCAACAUUUUCCUUUUUGUGCAAAUUACCGUUUAGUUGUUUUUUUUGUAUUUGUUCUUAUGCUGUUCGUUAUAGUUAAAUGGUAAUCAUUAGGAAGUACAAUGGUUAAUGAUGCAGGCCAGUCAAUUGCCAUUUGAACGUCAAAACUAACUUGGAUAAAACCUGAAAGCUUCACACGUAUAAUCAUUUUCUUUAAUUUAAUAGUAUGUUCAACUUACUAAUUUAUUUUAAUCAUUGUAUUUGUAUGAUAGAAUAUAUAAUUUGAAUUCAUUAUUAAACUAAAAGAAUAUGACAGACAUUUUUUAAACUCUUGUAUAAAAGUUCUUGAGAAAAAAAAAAGAUUUUUAAAAUAAUCUGUCUGUGAAAAGAAUUCUGUUCAGUUAAGAUAUAUCAAGAAGCAGAAGCCACAGAAACAUCAGCACCCAACCCAGAACAGAGUUCGGGAAACCCUGUGUCAAGUCACUGCAGGCAGCCUCCACGUACAUAGACUUUUUUAGUACAUUUGUAGAUGUACUAUUGUUAACAUUACAAAUUUAACCGGAGUUAAAGCAAAAUAAAUGUCUGAAAG